AUGCAAAGCUGGUGGGAAGCAGAGCCAGAGGCAUCUCCUACUCCAGGGAAAGUAAAGGCAAAAAAAGUGGUAAUUAUGGUAGAUCCUCUGGAGGCCAAACGGUUAGUAGGAAAGGAAAUGGAAGAGAUAAAAGGCAGAGGGAAGCAACAGAGAAGGCGUGAGAUAGAGGCGAUAAACGGAGCAUGGGCGAUCAUUGGGCUCUUGAUAGGGCUUGUGAUCGAAGCCCAGACAGGGAAGGGCAUUGUCGCUCAGUUGGCUGGUUAUUGGUCUGCGGUUGUGCAUCUAUUCAUUCCAUCAACACAGAAUCUCCCACAGUUGACAAAAACCCCUUUGAUUGUCUUGUUGAGUAUUCAUUUGUUUUACUCUAAAGCAUUACGGGAAGCGUUAGCACAAUCUGAGUCGCAUGAUUUACACAACACUAUAUCCCCGAUGAGACCAAUCGGCACUGUACAGUCUUGCUUUUCUACAAGGAACGGUACACCGAGGCAGCCAUUGCUUGUGUCGCUUGCGAGGGCAUGUUUGAUCUUUAAUCCGGCUUUGGUUCCUCAUGCGUCUCUUGAGGGUCUCGGGGAGUGA
Messenger RNA from Thlaspi arvense, 576 nucleotides. The record is from the annotation of a GenBank genome assembly. Lineage: Eukaryota; Viridiplantae; Streptophyta; Magnoliopsida; Brassicales; Brassicaceae.